AUGGAAAACUUCUGGGCAGGAGCUUGUGCCCUCGGGGAGGGAGGGAGCCCUGGAACAGGAGUUCCCGUGCCCAGGGAAGCUCCUUCACAGGCGGGCCCAACCGGGAGCUGCGCAGUCUUGGAAAACCAGGCAAAGCAAGGACUCAAGUGCGUUAACAGCCCGUGGACUGUGGCGCCAGACAGACGGCGGGCUCCCAGACGGAGAACCGCGCAGCAGGCAACCCAGCGGGCGCACACAGCCCCUGCGGUACAGAGGGCAGGCCCAGGUAGCAGGCAAACAGCCGGCGCCAAGGGCGGGACAGGGGCGCCCGCAGAGGGGCGGCAUACAGACGUGGGCAGCGCACACAACCCUCCCGGCACAGCCCUGCGACCGAGAGUGCAGGCAGUGAGCCGAAAGAAGCCCACGCUGGCCCUGCAACGCAGAGGCCAGCCCGGGGAGCUGAAAAAGGGCACACAAGCCCCGCGACGCAGAGGGUGCACCUCGGAACCGGGAGCCGAGUCACAUGCACACAAGCGCCGUGGAGGGGAAAGUGAGUUUAGGGGGAAGGGAAGCCCCCACACAUCUCCGCGAUGCAGGAGGAUCCGCACAAGCGCCUGCCUAGCAAGUUUCAGCCAGCAGUGCAGGGCGGGACAGGGAAACAGAAGCACCGGCCGUGAUCCCAGGGACGAGCAGGCAGCUGGUGGCACUGCAGUUAGGCUGAGAGGCCCACCUUGA
Molecule: messenger RNA, 714 nt
Organism: Rangifer tarandus platyrhynchus (Svalbard reindeer)
Lineage: Eukaryota; Metazoa; Chordata; Mammalia; Artiodactyla; Cervidae
Source: the annotation of a GenBank genome assembly